Molecule: messenger RNA, 2098 nt
Organism: Cadophora gregata
Lineage: Eukaryota; Fungi; Ascomycota; Leotiomycetes; Helotiales; Ploettnerulaceae
Exons: 5
Coding region: 67-1584 (505 amino acids)
Molecular function (GO): NADP binding; N,N-dimethylaniline monooxygenase activity; flavin adenine dinucleotide binding
Source: RefSeq, a predicted model, not a curated record
CUCGAAUACAUUAUAAAUUGUCUAGAAAACUCAUUUUAAAAUCCGGUCUUCUGGGAAGUUAUCUGAAUGAUAAUGUCGGAGCAAAAUUGGGUCAAGUCUGUGGCAGUAAUCGGUGCCGGAGCAGCAGGCGCUAUCACUGCCGCAGCUCUUGUGGCAGAGAAAUACUUUGACCGGAUCCAAGUGUUUGAGCGACGAGAAAGUGCUGGUGGGACAUGGAUAUAUGAUCCAUCUCCUCCAUCAUCGCUGCCUCUUAGGCCAGGAGGAUUGCCACCGGAUGUUGAUCCCCCACUGAGCAUUCCCGAUGCGCUUCCAAGAAUUACUUCUCCUAGUACACAAGAGCGAUGGAAUAAGACGCCAAUAUACUCCUCACUGACUACAAAUGUUCCCUCGAUUGCAAUGUCCUUCUCGGACUUGCCAUUCGCUUACGGACCAUUCGUCCCUCACCACAUUCCCAAGCAAUAUGUCGAGUCAUACUUCUCUCACCACAAAACAGACUCUUUACUCAGUUUAAACACCACGGUUGAAGAUCUAUCAGUGAUUGAAGGAUCCGAGAAAGGUAGGGAGAGAUGGAACUUAACUCUCCGAAAGCACGAUUCUGUUCGUGGUGUCGACGUUUGGUGGCAGGACGAAUUCGAUGCAGUGGUCUUGGCAAACGGCCAUUAUGGAGUUCCAUAUAUCCCCGAAGUCAAAGGCCUUGCCAAGUACCUAGAGCUCUUCCCCGGCCGCGUAGUCCACUCAAAAACCUACCGAACACCCCAACUCUACCGAAACAAAAGAGUCUUGACCAUCGGCAACUCUGCAUCCGGCCAUGACCUCACAAAUGAUCUCCUCCUAGAAGCAAGUCUCCCCGUCUACCAAUCCCGACGCUCCAAAUCCCGCUGGGACGGCUCCGAACCACCACCAGGCAUCGCAUGGAAGCCCAUCAUCAAAGAAUUCCUCCCAUCAGGGCGCAUAAUUUUCGAAGACGACACAUACCUCGAUGACAUCGACACAGUAAUCUACUGUACCGGAUAUAAAGCCUCUUUCCCAUUCUGGAACGUCAAGAACAACGGUCGUGAAAUCUGGGAUUACGAGAAAAACAAGCUGGUCAAAUCAUACAUCCACACUUUCUUCCACGAGUACAAAACUCUCGGUAUUGUGGGAGUACCUCGUGUUUUGACGUUUAGGAGUUUCGAGUAUCAGGCUAUUGCGCUGGCGAGGUUGUUUUCUGGGAGGCAGGCGAGGGAGUUGCCUGGUUUGGAAGAGCAGGAGGAGUGGGAGAGGGAUAGAGAGGAGAGGGUUAAGAGAGAAGGGAAGAAGUUCCAUGAUAUUGAGUGGGAGACUGGAGAGACGCUGAAUUGGCUGGGAGAGCUGUAUGAGAUUUCGGGGUUGGGUUUGUUGACUGGUGAAGGGAGGGUUCCGCCUGUGCUUGGGGAGGAGGUGAGGUGGGCUAUUGAGCAUUUGAGGAAAUACCCUGAGCCGGGGAAGGAUGGUGUAGAGGAUAGAAAGGAGUUUGAGAAGAGUGCGGGAGACGAGCAAUCUGGAGAUGGCGAGGAAUGGGUGCUGGUUGAGAGGAAGAAGAAAGAUUUGCUUGCAUUUAUCUAGGCGCAUGUCAGGUAUUACAGAUAUCAAAGGUGUCAUCACUAGACACAGAAUUUCACAUCUAAAUUACAGACCGGGCAGAGUAUCCUUGUUUACAUUUCCACUCACAUCACUAGGUAGAAAUAAACGAACCCCACCACGUGUUCCCACGUGCGUCCAAACUGCGACCUGCAACAAAGAUCCUUCUCAAAACGCAAAAGUGAGGCGAGACAAGCAAAAAAGGAAUAUAAUAUCGAAAGAAACUAUUCGAGACGUGGCGUGCAGGUCGGUAAGUUGGCUGCCAAGUGUUGGUGACGAGAAUAAGGGGGCUGUGCCAAGGAUGCGGUGAGAGGUGAGAUUUUCUGGGGGCGGGCGGAUCGUGACGAUAGCCAAUCGGGAAUUGGGACAGGGUGGUUUUUGGGCUGAUGAAAGGCGUCGAAGGGGUUAAUGCAGUGGUUAAGGUUUCGUAUUUGAAAGAGGUAGCUGAGGUUGUUGAUAGUAUGGCUUGGGCUAGAUCUGAUAGUUCCCGAAUUGUUGA